Messenger RNA from Serendipita indica DSM 11827, 348 nucleotides. The record is from the annotation of a GenBank genome assembly. Lineage: Eukaryota; Fungi; Basidiomycota; Agaricomycetes; Sebacinales; Serendipitaceae.
AUGCGCUUCGGAUUCUUCGCCAUAAUUUUUGCUGCAUCCGCUCUUCUGGUGUCCGCUACUCCGGUCCCUAGAAUCGAUCACCAUGUGGAGCAUGCACAUCACCAAGCACAGGCAGACCACCAUCUACAGCAAGCAGAAACCCACCUGGGUCAUGCAGAGACACAUGCAAAUCAUAUCCACGCGGCAGAACAAAAUGGUAACCAACAGCUCGCUGCGGCACACCAGGUUCAUUACGAUCAUCAUAUGCAACAAGUGGAUCAUCAUACGAACCUUCAUCAGGAACACCAAGCCCAGGCUGACUACCAUGCUCGGUUUAUUCACCAUCGGAGCAUAGACGAGUUGGAUUAG